AUGAGCGCCAUGAGCGUCGACGGCAUCUCGAUCGGAUUCUAUCCCGACGAGGGCGAUGCAGGCGGUACCAAAACGUACCUCUCGCACCUCAAUGCCACGCUUUCGUCAAGCUGGCCCUCACCGCAUCGCGCGCCCGUGAUCAAUGUCGUAGGAUGGUACGCGCAAACCUACCCGGGCGAGGAAUUCACGGGCUCGCAGCUGCUUCCGCUUGUGCAAGAUAUCAAGGCGGAGUAUGUGCGAUGCGGUGGGGCGGUGCAGAUGGUGUACGAGGCGUCGGUGAUGCCGUUCCAGUCGUGGACGGGCUAUACGCGCGACAACCCACGCAAAGCACACGAGGUGGCGAGAGUCAUGCAGGCCAUCCUUGUCGCCAGCCAGCUGGACGACGACUUUGCGAUUGCAGAAAUAAGGCUGCGGUUCGGACACGAGGUGAAUUACUACAUACGCUCGGGGCUAUACCCCCCUCCGACGGGUGUGGAUGAGGCAAGGGACUUUAGAGAGGCGUUUGACCAGGUGGCGAUUGCAUGUCGUGCAUUACCGGUGGAGUAUGCGCGGAGGGUAAAGAUGUUCUGGUGCCCCAAUAUCGCCUCGACAGCCUCGGGGGCUAUGGCAGAGUACGAGCGGUUCCAGCCCACAAUGGAGCACGUCGACUAUGUGGGGAUCGACUACUACUGCCCCGCGCGGGGUUGCUUGGAUGCAGCCGACUUUGUGCGCAAGAUGAAACCGUUUCACGACAAGUAUGCCUCCCCCAACAGGCCGUUUUUGCUCGGAGAAACGGGACUCCAUUUCGACCAAAGCGAGGGUGGCGGCACACAGGCAAAGCUCAAGUGGCUCGAUGCAGUGACGAGCAAGGAGGCCCGCAGGAAGUUGCCCCACCUCCGGGGUGUGAGCUGGUUCAACUAUGAGAAGGACAGGGAUUAUCGGUUGAUCUUCGUCGCGCAAACAGAGGCGGCCAAGACGGCGGCAUUUGCGCAGUGGCUGUACGCACGCAUGGCGGAAGAAGACAAGACAUCGCCGGCGAGAGGGGGAGGCAAGGUGAAGAAGUUGUGGAAGACGUUGAUGGCGGGGUAA
Messenger RNA from Moesziomyces antarcticus, 1068 nucleotides. Its product is annotated as family 26 glycoside hydrolase. The coding region runs from base 1 to 1068 and encodes 355 amino acids. The transcript has a single exon. NCBI's taxonomy places the organism in Eukaryota, Fungi, Basidiomycota, Ustilaginomycetes, Ustilaginales, Ustilaginaceae. The record is from RefSeq and is a predicted model, not a curated record. Gene Ontology annotation, molecular function: mannan endo-1,4-beta-mannosidase activity. Gene Ontology annotation, biological process: substituted mannan metabolic process.